Glarea lozoyensis ATCC 20868 is the source of this 717-nucleotide messenger RNA. RefSeq lists its product as uncharacterized. The transcript has 3 exons. The coding region runs from base 1 to 717 and encodes 238 amino acids. Lineage: Eukaryota; Fungi; Ascomycota; Leotiomycetes; Helotiales; Helotiaceae. The record is from RefSeq and is a predicted model, not a curated record.
AUGAAGUUCUCACUCAAACUCCAAUCCCUCAUCCUCUCCCUUACAGCCACAUCCAUCACCGCCCUCCCCCAGGUCCAGCCUACCAAUCCUCCAAUCAACCCAUAUGCAGAACACUGUCCCGUCCCCUCUACAUACACCAUCUCUGCGUAUACCUCAACUCUAAACGUCACUAGCAACCCCGAUACCACCACCAACACUGUUAGUCUUCGAAUGUCCUACGGCUCCGCCAACUUGAGCGCUAGUUAUGGGAAUGGCAAUUUCUACUGUCCCAGACAAGGACCACGACCAAUUAAUUAUGGCUGGGGAGUUGGAGAUCAGUGGCGCUUUUCCGUUCUAUGCGAUCCAAAUGGGUUGGUCAUAGUUGGUGGGGAUGGGAAAGGGAUGCUGGAUUUGAGACAAUGGCAUUAUUGUGAUCAGGCGCCGAAGAACGGUAAAUACAGAUACUACACCAUCGAAAGCAACGCCAAAGCCGUCGACAUAUCUUCCGUAUUAAAAUGCACCACAACCAACAACAUGUAUACAUGUACACAACCCCUCACUGGCCCGGACUCCACAGUCGAAAUCCCAGUCCAAGCAUACACUCUUGGUGGGACGAUGGGCUACUUGAAUAUUGAUCAGGACGGGGUGAUGGUGCCUGACUGUCCCCAGGCGGAUAGUAUGCGGAACCCUAUUGUUAUUCAGAAAGAGGGAUGUGUACAUGGUCUUGGUAGCGUUUAG